Molecule: messenger RNA, 3052 nt
Organism: Esox lucius (northern pike)
Lineage: Eukaryota; Metazoa; Chordata; Actinopteri; Esociformes; Esocidae
Gene: fgd4b
Product: FYVE, RhoGEF and PH domain containing 4b
Exons: 12
Coding region: 140-2428 (762 amino acids)
Biological process (GO): filopodium assembly; cytoskeleton organization
Cellular component (GO): cytoplasm
Molecular function (GO): guanyl-nucleotide exchange factor activity; metal ion binding
Source: RefSeq, a predicted model, not a curated record
AUAAAACGGGGCGGUAUUUUUACUUACAAAAGGAAAAUACUGCAUCUCUGAUUCAACUUCAGUGCUGUUGGUUUAUGGCGUUAUAAAUCUAGUAGUCCUAAAUUUAACGUUUUUGUUGCUGGCGUAGUGCAGGGAUUACAUGCGUCGACCAAAUAUAGGUCCCGCGUUUGUUGAUUAUGCGCGUCGAAUCAGAUCUCAGUUCACGCUGAAAAGAACAACAAAUAAAUGGUCUAGUCUAAAGGUUAGUAUUAUCAAUAAUACGAACAUGUUUGACCCUAAAAAGACGGAGAGCGUGAACACCACUCAUGAGAUGGAGUUUAGACGGACGGCUGUGAAGAGAAAGUCUAAAGGAUUACGGGAAUUGCAAGACCAUGACCAUACUUUAGUUAUACCUAAACCCGCCGAUCCUGAUUGCUCUGUGUGGAGCCCUGUUAAUGUUCCAGGGGUACCUCCAAGCCCUAUGAAGGGACAAGUAGGGCUUCACAGCCUAGAAAAUGUGCCAGAGACAAGGCCUACCAACAGUCCAAACAAGGGAGCAUCACCAGGCACCCAGAAUCCAGGGAAGGACCUAGGAUUCCCCAGCCCAGAAAAAAGCCUGCCAAAGGGGACUGUAGGAGCUCAGUCCCCAGUGAAAGAAUCAGGAUCCAUGAUGAGAAGCCCUGUGGCCAGGACAGGGAGACAUGGAGCGAUAGCAGGAACAGCCUGUAACCUGCCCGACCUCAUCAUUCACCUUGGGGAAAACCAAUCAGCUGUCAACGGCCCUAGAUGCCCCACCUCUACAGACCUUGGCCUGUGUACCAACCCCGGAAGUCAACUGGACACCCACAGACUUAGGCCAUACAGAGAAGACAAAUUGGACCUUAACAAGGGCAGAGAUCCGGGUCUCUCUCCAAUCAAUGGCAAUUAUUUGACUAACAAUGUACUGGUCAAUGGCCACAGAGGGGACCAAGAGGGUGGAGAGAAUGUGGAUAUGGUUCUCCAUGUGGCGUUGUCCACUUCUCCAGGAACUCAGAUGGGGACGGAGUUGAACAAGGGGGCCAAGCUUCCGGAAUUCCCUACAGAAGAUAACAGCGUGGAGAGGGGUAGGGAGGAGAACAAAGUGCAAGAUUCCACAGAGCAAAAACUGUAUAAGAUUGCUAACGAGCUACUGCAGACUGAGAGGGCAUAUGUGGCUCGUCUUCACCUGAUAGACCAGGUUUUUCGUUCACGGCUGGCAGUAGAGGCAGGUAUGGGUUCAUUCCCUAUAACUGUUAUAAGGAACAUCUUCUCCAACAUCUCCUCCAUCCACACCUUCCACAGUCAGUUCCUCCUGCCAGACCUGGAAGCUCGAAUGGACCAAUGGUCUGUUAUGCCUCGUCUGGGUGAUGUCAUGCAGCAACAUGCUCCCUUCCUCAGGAUGUAUGCUGAGUAUGUGAUGAGCUUUGACCAAGCUAUGGAGCUACUUAAAGUGUGGACCGAGAGGUCUGCCCCAUUCAGGAACAUUGUGCAAGAAAUACAGUGUCAGCAGGUGUGUGGUAGCUUGACCCUGCAGCACCACAUGCUGGAGCCUGUGCAGAGAGUUCCUCGCUAUGAGAUGCUGCUCAGGGAUUACCUAACGAGACUUCCUGACAAUGACUUAGACCGUAGCCACGCUGAGAAGUCUCUGCAGGUUAUCUCCAUGGCAGCAACACACUGCAAUAGCUCCAUCCGCAAAUCAGAGAAUCUAAAAAAGAUGCUGGAGAUCUGUGAGAUGUUGGGGGAGGAGGAUGAAAUGAUGAGCCCCUCCAAUGAGUUUAUCAAGGAGGGACGCAUCCUGAAGCUGGCUGCCAGAAAUGCCUCGGCCAUGGAAAGACACCUCUUCCUGUUCAACAACAUGCUCCUCUGCUGCACUCCACGGUUCAGCCUGGUGGGGCAGCGGUUCACUGUACGAACGCGGAUUGGCGUGGCAGGCAUGACCGUGCAUCGCACCACCCAUGAGGGCCACCCACACACCCUCCAGGUGUCUGGCAAGGAGAAAACCUUGGAACUGCAGGCCAGCUCUGAGCAAGAGAUAGAGGACUGGAUAAAGGCUUUUCAAGACACCAUUGAUGCUUACCAGCAAAAGAAUGAGAAUUUUAAGAUAAUUUCUAAGGAAUUGGAGUUUGAGGUGCUGGGUCGGCGUGCACCAAAGUGGAUCAGGGACAAUGAGGUAGCAGAGUGCAUGAAAUGUAGUGAACCCUUCAACGCCCUCACUCGUCGGAGACACCAUUGCAGAGCCUGUGGAUGUGUGAUCUGUUGGAAGUGUUCUGACAACAAAGUAACUCUGGAGUACGAUGGCAAAGUCAGUAAGGUGUGUGGAGACUGCCACUCCGCCCUGAGGAAGGAAAGGGCAGAAGGCAAUAAGGGAAUUUUGGAGAAGCCUCAGCAUUACACCCCAACUGUCCAUCCAUACCCUUUUCCCAGAAUGUGAGGGCCUUGUCUAGACCUCACUUGCGAGAAGCAGGUGACUGUUCUCAUCACUGGAAGUGGCACAAUGGUUACUAAAAACAGUAUGAUUAUUAAUGUCAAUGGCGUGGUUGUCAAUGGUAACACAGUUGUCACUGACUGGUUAAGGGAGUGUUGCUUAUUGAAAUGGGACGGCUGUCGAAGAUUCAGAGGAAGCUCGCUUGAACAGCUUCUGUGAGUUUACAAACACACCUAUGUUUCAGUACAUGUAUUUGGUGUUAUGGUGGUACUAACAUGUAUUUUGUAGUGGACUGACAAAGAUAUUUGUUUUUGUAAAAAUUCGGGAGAUAAAAUGUGGCAAUAUUGUUCCUAUUCCCUAUCAGUUUCAACAAACAUUGCCUUUAUUGUUUGUACUAGAAAUUAUUUGGCUUUUAAAAAAUAAAGUGAAACUUCUUUUAAAGCACUAUUUUGGAACUUGUUCCUAACAUUUUUAGUGGAGGCAAGUUUUUUUCACUUACUGUUUCACUUCAUUUUCACUCACAGACCAUGCUGAUCUCUCCUCCUUCUCUUUAGAUAGUGUAUCUUCAUAACACUGACAAGAGGUGUCUUACUAGAUUAGAUUUAUUGCAACACAAUCACAAUGACCAAA